This is a messenger RNA of Diuraphis noxia (Russian wheat aphid), 2959 nucleotides long. RefSeq names its product integrator complex subunit 13 asun (gene asun). NCBI's taxonomy places the organism in Eukaryota, Metazoa, Arthropoda, Insecta, Hemiptera, Aphididae. Gene Ontology annotation, cellular component: integrator complex. The record is from RefSeq and is a predicted model, not a curated record. Gene Ontology annotation, biological process: regulation of mitotic cell cycle; centrosome localization.
AUGAGUCUAAUGGAUCAACUUUUUCCAGCAAAUCAUAAAACCACAUUUGUGGUGGACCACACUCCAUAUUUCGGAUUGGCUAGUAACUCGCAUAUCAAAAUGGACUUCACCAAACGGCCAUCUGGUGGAAUUCCACCCCCACCAAUAUUCAAAUCAAUGUGGACGUGUAGUAUUGAAGCUGUACUCGAAUACUGCCGUAUUGUCUGGGAUCUGUUUCCAGAAGGGAAACUUAUACGUGUUAUUAGUAGCGACAUGCAAUCUCGCAACUUGAAUAAUUGGUCAUCUAGUCAACAAAACGUUAACUAUAUGCUGCAUCAUUUGUCAUCUUUAGGGCCACCUGCAAAGCUUGUACCAAACCCAAAUCGAGACUACAGUGUUGUGUAUGGAUUUCGUACUGCAGCCGAGGCAAUGAUUGAAUGUACAACAGCACAAAUGGAUCAAGGGGCUAAGAAAAAUAAUAUUGAAGUGCAAAACAAAUGCAGAACAGUAAUUAUCACAUCAGCCAGGGACAACCCAUCAAUAGAUAAUCUCAUGUCCAUGUUUCAUAACGAAAUGAUCAAAAGCAACAAAUAUGUAUCUCAACCUAGUUCAAUGCCUAUUCAUCAUUGUCACUUAGUUAUAAUUAACACAUAUCCAGAUUCUAUAACAUGUGAGGUUACUGAUCGUCCACCUCAUUCCAUAUCACCAAUACUAGAUUUGGAAGUGCAUUCAAUUCCUGCAUCCAAAAUUGGUAUUAAGAUAUCAAACCUUUUAUUAAAACACUACAAUCUAGCUAGUACAACAGUUACUGGUAUUCCCAUGAAGGAAGAACAAAAUGCAAGUUCAUCAGCAAACUAUGAUGUAGAAAUAUACCAUGCAGCUACUGCACAUACAACUAUUUUAAAUGCAAAUGUAGCCGAUGCCAAAGCAGUGGUUGCAAAAAAGGAAGGAGCUGACUAUGAGACAAUUAAAUUAAAAUGGUGUACGCCUAGGGCAAACAACAAUUUGCCAGAUAUUCACAGUUGUACAACUCUACAUAGAAUCACUCCAGUUGAUAUAAACAGCAGACCGAGCGCAUGUUUGAUAACUUUUUUACUGAAUGGUCGAUCAGUUUUACUUGAGAUGAUAAAACAAGGUGGUGGUAAAAGCAUGUCACAUGUUUUAAAAUCUUACAAUGGUGAAAUAUAUAUACAUACAGUGUCUUCUGGUCGCACAGUACUUGAAGAUCCACCAGCCAUUAGUGAAGGCCCUGGAGGAAAAGUAACUCAAUACAGAGUAGCCGAUUUUGGUAAUUUUAUGAGGUUAAAUUUACUACAACCAUCAAAAAGAAAACAGGCAGAAGACAGAAACUAUAUAGAUGAGGCAAAAGAAAAAUUGAAAAAACAAACUGCAUAUUGGCCACUAAUAACAUCCUCAACUAUAAUAUAUAAUUUAAAGCAAUACACUGAACCAAUGUUGUCAUUAAUAGUUAAAGAUAAUAUUAGUGAUCAUGAAGUAAUGAAUUGCAAACAAUGUAUUUAUGCUUUAAUGACUGCUGAAUCAAAAAAUGAACACCUCAUUACACCCAGUCUAUCAAAUCCACGAAAAAUAAUGAAAAAAGAUGAUCAAUAUAAGUCUAUGUGGGCGGAGUUGGAAACAUUUUUAAAAUCAAACUUAUACACUGAGAAUCACUGUAAAGUUUUGCAAUGUUUAUUUGAAUGCCGUGGUAAACUUGAUGAAGAAAAAAUUAUUGAGAAAACAUUAAUGCGUUUCAAAAAAUCUUUGGCUGACAGACCGAGUGUAAUACGAGCCACUACUGAUUCGCCUAUGUCCCCGCCAUUAACUCAACAGACAGGAAUAAAACAUAAUAUAGCACAUAAAGCUGUUGAUGUUGAUCCAAAUAGUGUUAUGUAUUUGCAAAUAGUUCAGGAUCAGGACAAUCGUAAAGUUAACCCUUCACGUCCCCAGUUUGCUGGUCGAUUAAAAUCUAUUCAAAAGAGGAAUGGUAAUUUAUUUGCAAAACUUUAUCAACAUAUAGAUGACGACACAGAUACCAAGAGUGUAAAAUAAAACUGAAAAUAUUUAUCAACUGUUUGAUUUUGGUCUCUAAUAAUAUGGUUUUGUAUUUUAUCUGUAUUGCAAUACGCCAUAUUGUCUGACUUGAAUGGAAUAAUUAUUUGAAUAUCUAUCAAAAAUUAUAAUUAAACAUUUUGUGCUGUAAAAUAUAUAUAUUUUUUUAUAUAUAGCUAAUUGAUAAUAGUUAUAAUAUCACAUUGAAUUGCUUCAAAACAUUAUUGAAACUUAAUUAAAUCAAAUUAAUAAGCCACAUUAAACAUAAAAAUUUGUUUGUUUUCAAUCUUUAUUUCUGAACCACAUUCUAACUUUAAACUAAUUAAAUGGCAAUAUGUUUAGAAAAAUGGGUUUAUUAGCAAACAAUGCAAUCAAUUCUUCUACUUUGAUAACUGCUCUCUUGUACCAAGACAUAAAAAAUGUAUAAAAACACUCAUCACCAAUAUGUGGCAAAUGUCUUCAGAUGCAGUACUAAUAACUAUUAAGCUUAAAGAAAUAAAAAAUUAAAUAAAAAGAUUGCAUACCAAUGCUAAUAUAUCUUGACACACAAGAACCACAAGAACCAAACUGGAGACAUCUACCUCACUCAUAUACAUUAUAUAAUAUGUAAUAUAACAUGAAGAACAACCCUACUGCGGUCUAGAAUCCCUUAUAGAAAAAUAGUCCUUAAUUGUCCACUUUUUAUAUCUGCAAGAACCAUUCACAAACAUCUUUCAACUAUGGAAGAAGCACUCAAGAAACGUAACACCUCAAUACACAACUUUUUUUUAAAUCAGCAUUAUUAUUACCAUAAUUUAUAUUAACAUUACAUUUAAAAAAAAAAAAGUGUAAUCACUGUAAUCACUGUAAUUAAACUAAGUAUAUUAAUUAAUGUCAAUACCUUUUGUGCUUAAAAAAUAAAUAAAACUAAUGGAUGUUUGAAAAAAUAAUA